AGGUAAAAAAUGGCUGCCAAGGAUGGCGGGUUGGUGUUCGAAGAAACCAGCGAGUUUAAAAACCCAGAGGAACACUUUUUGCCGCCUGGAUGGGAAAUAAGAACAAUGGACGAUGGAAGGAUCUAUUAUGCGAAGUGAGUCUUUUCCCGUAGCUUAAUUCGUGAUUUUAUGAAAGGUCCUUUCAGGGAUCUGUUCCAAAACAUUUUGUCCGGCUUACGGAUGCAGGUUCCAGUACAGGAACUGAGUUGUGAUCGUUAUAAAUUAGAGGUUUUUUAAGAAAAAGAUAUUUAUAUUAAUUCAUAAAGUACAUUUUUCCUUUUCUGUAUAAAUUUUUGUCGAACAUAACGUCCUACAAACUCGCUUUUAAUUUUUUCUUAAUGUAAACAAUGAUAUUGGACGUUUUAUUGUUGGUCUCGCUCAAUUGAUUUGUGACAAUUUAAACAUUUGCUUACCUUAUUCUUAAUAAAAAUUUAAUUUUUAUAGUCAUUUGACAAAAUCAACUCAGUGGGAACAUCCAACGUCGGGAAAAAGAUACAAAGUCUGUGGAGGUAUUUCAAAUUACAUGAUUUACAAAUUAAAUUGUUAAUUGUGUCAAACCUUUCAAUCUUAAAAGCGUAUAAAAUGUAAUUUCUUCUUGAAAUGUCAAUAGAGCACCCAGAAAGGUAACAAGAAUUGCCAGUUUUUCUGCAAGGUGUUAUCUCCAUAACCAAAAACUCUUCGAAUCGAUUUACAAAGGAAUGUUGAGAAAUGGAAAUGGAGAUUUCCUGAUCAGAUUUUGAAGCUCUGAUAGGGCUUACAAAUAGAUUAUCGUUUUUUUCAUUUAUUUUUGUAGAGCUUCCACAAGGCUGGCAACAAUUAUAUGACAGUAAAGGGAGUGUUUUCUUUUUUGAGUGAGUAAUUUAAUCUCUUUGAAAUCAUAUCACAGAGAUACUAUCCUCUGAAAAUAUUAAGUAUUUGAAGAUGCUUGAUUUGGGGGUCAUUACCCAUUACCCAAUUAUAUUUUUAAAAACUUGAAAUUAGAAAUGACUGCUUUAUUGCAAUCUCUGACCAUAGACUGAAAGUCACUUGUCAUGUAGAUGCACAUGUCUGGAUAAAGUCCCUCAAAAAAUUCUUUGAAACGGUCAUCCCUAAGAAGAAAAUCUGUCACUGGUAACAAUUUUUUGAUACAGAUGAAAUUUUCCUUGAUUUUGCUUUUAUGUGCAAACAUAUUCCGUGAUUUACUGUUUUAUGGAAAAUUUAACAAGUUGUUGAUCUGGAGAUUUUUUUGGUAUCCUAAAGACUUCUUGUCGUAAUGGGAGAGCUGACAUAUAUCCAAGUUCUCAUCUUGUGUUAAAGUAGGAUCCAUUCUUAAAGAUAAUUUAGUUUCCACUGAUUGAUUGGUACAAUCUUUUAACAGUUCUGUGAAUAGAGUAACCACUUAUGCUGACCCAAGAAUAGCCCUAAACUUCACCAAAAGUAAAAAAAAUUCAAAAAAGUUGGAUAGUCACUCUACAGCCAUGCAUGUGUUAAAUGGAGAGGACUUGAGUGGAAAGGUUGCCAUUGUGACAGGAGCCAAUAGUGGCAUAGGUUAGCACAUUUAACACAUUGUGUUCAGGAACCAUUUUAAAAUUUACUGAACCUUUCUUGAAGGUCAGCUAUCUACAACAAGCAUUGUUUCUUUAUUUGCUCUCAGAUUACUAUUAUCACACCAAACCUCUCUUCAAUGGCCAUCUUUCUACAUGUUGAAAUUAACCAUAAUUGUCCUUUGAUUUGCCUUAAGCAUGUAAUAGUUGGAUGAUUACAUCUCAAUGCCCUCUCUUCUUACCUGGUUUAAACCAUUCCUUUGUUUGAUCUCAUCCAUGUUUUUAAGCCAACAAAAACUGUAGCUACAUGAAGUAAUGAUUAACCCUUUAACUCCCAAGAUCUGAUUGUUAAUUCUCUCCUCUAGCUGCUACACAUUUCAUUGUAAAAUGGUUACGAGAAUUUGAUGUUCAAUCUAGAUAAUAUCGUGUACCUGAUAAUUUUGGGUAAUCUCACCACCUAUUUGCUGGAUAAUGUUUUGUUACUAUGGGGAGAAGUAACAUGUUAAUCACUUCUGGGAGUCGAAAGUUUAAGUCCUACCCAGGUAGUCAGGCAGUAUUCAAUCUAUUUUUAUCCUAUUUUAAAAUUUUGCUCCUCUUAACCCUUAAACUCCCAAGAUCUCAUUAGUAAUUCUCUUUACUGUCUGCCAUAUAAAUAUUGCAAUAUUAGUUUGGAGUAUUUGGUAUUGGAUCAACUAACAAUCCCCUAAUUUAUGUCUUUCUUUGUCCUCAUCACUUGUCUUCUUGAUAUUGUAUUGAUAUUUUAAGGAGAAAUUCUGUCUUGGUCUCUUAUAUGGGAGUUAAAGGAUUAAACUAAUGAAAUCUUUUUUGUUUGUUUUUUUUUAGGUUUUGAGACUGCCAAGGCACUGGCACUUCACGGAACUCAUGUGAUCUUAGCUUGUAGGAACAUGAACAAAGCAAACAGGGCGGCAGCUAUGAUUAGACAAGUACAGGUCAUUAACUGAAAUGUUUACUCUUGUUAAUUUCUUUCCUAUGAAUAUUUUACUGUUUAUUUACCAUACUCUUAGAUAUUUCCAUUACUUAAAUUAAUUCAAAUUGUCAGUGUCAUGAUAUUAUCAGAAGGCUCCAUUUUAGGUCAGCAGUCAUCAUAUUACUAGUACCCAGGGCACUGCAUACAAAAAGGGUGAAUCAUUAUGCACUUGUGGUGUGACUUAGUUUAGUUUUGUUCUUCUUGCUUGGCAAUAAAACAUGCAUGUUCUCACAAUCUACAUCUCCUGUUCUUGAUCAAGAAGCACAAUGGUCAUUCCUACUGUACUUUCAAUAUUUAAUUUUAUAUGUACAUUAAUGGAGAUGUAUUUUCAGAAUUUCUUAUAAGUUUUGUUAUUAAGUUAUAUCAAGCAUGUGGGGAAUUAAAACCAGUACAUUCAGCAAACUUUCUUAGUUUUAAAAUAUAGUUUUAUUUUCUUACUUCCUCAAAUGCUGUAGACCCCUGAGGCUUACGUGGAAGCCAUGUUGCUAGACCUGGCAUCAUUUACGAGUAUCAAAAACUUUGCAGAAGAAUUUAGAGGGCGGAAACUGUGAGUGAAACCUACUCUAAAUCAAUUAUUUAACCAUUUUGGCAGAAGGCAAUAUUUUAAAGAAAGGAAUGUGCUGUGUGCAAUUUUCAAAAACUGAGUAAGAAUUUGAAAAUGCAAAAAGUGCACACAAAGUGUAAACUAGUUAACUUGAUUAAGAAAAGCAGAGGAGGAGUCCUUAUACUGUUUCAUGCAUUAAUUUUUAGAAAAAUUCACAAAUCACAUGUACCUAAACAGCUUUUUAUCUUUCAUUCAUUUGCCAAAUUUCUCUUAAAAUUUUGCAGUUUCUUCUUCAAGUUGGUAAUUCUAAAUGUAUAAUUUUAUUUCUCAAAUUUGGGAUUUUUCUAGUCCUCUUCACAUUCUUAUUUGUAAUGCUGCUGUAUUUGGUUUAUCAUGGAGCAAGACAGAGGAUGGAAUUGAGAGCACUUUUGGUGUCAAUCAUCUUGGCCAUUUCUACCUUGUGAAGUUGAUAGAAGACAUUCUUUGCUCAUCAUCUCCUGCCAGAGUUGUAGUUUUGUCUUCAGAAUCUCACAGGUGAGAGAAAUCUGUGUUCAUUUCACCAAAUCACAAUUUGGGCUUUUGUGCAGUGUAAGUUAGCCAUAAUGACUCUGUUGUUUUUGUGUCCCUCAGUUUCCAAUUUUGAAGGGCCAGCUCCAAAAAGUAAUAUACCUGUACUGUAGAAAACACUGAAUGGUAAUUUUGAGAGAGAUAAGAAAAUAACAAGAAAAGUCAGCUAAUUUCAAGUAUUGUAGCAGUACUGUGUUAUUGUUUCAUAUUAUACUGAUAACUUUUUGCUGAUAAAUCCUGGCAACAUUAAUUAAGAAGUACAAAGCUUUGGAACUCCACAUCUGAAGAGAAAGUAAAAAUUAAGGAGAAUCUUGAUAUUUGAUCAUUUGAUUUUUGAAUGUGGAAAAUAAAUAAUGCAAUCUGGGUUCAACUUUGAAAAAAAAAAAAAAAAAACUUUUGAGAAAAAUUAAUUUUUUUUCUCUGAAACAAAAGAUGUAUUUUGAGUUUAUUUGGAUGAUAAGUUAUUGAUUAAGUCUUUUCUCCUUCCCUAGGUUUCCUGACUUAACCUACUCUACAAAGUUACCUUUGUCAGAGCUACCCCUUUCUAAAGAUAAAUACUGGUCCAUUGUGGCAUAUAAUCAAUCCAAACUCUGUAACUUGCUCUUUUCCAUGGAACUGAAUCGUCGCUUGAAACCAAAAGGAGUGACAUGUAAUGCUGUACAUCCUGGGAACUUGAUUUACACUUCAUUGUCCCAUACCUCGUGGUUCUAUUGGAUCUUCUUUGUCAUGGCCAGACCAUUUGCAAAGACACCAGUAAGUUUUAAGUUUUGUAAUACACAAUAAUAAACUUGAAGGACUUCAGACGAAUCUAUAGUGGCUGUGCAAGAGGUACCUUAUGGUACCUUGUGAUACCUGUAGCUCUAAUCAGGAAUGUCAUUCUAAGCACCUCACCUCCUCUGGGGAGAAAGGAAGUGAGAGAGGUGGUGUUUUAGAGAGGAAGGGGCAUUACCUGUGUUUUCUGCCAGGUUGAAAGUUUUUGUUUUUGAAAUUGCUAAUGGGAGCAUUCAAGUGGUCAUUGUGGAAAAGUUUAACUCUUUAACUCCCACAAUUGAUUAACAUACCUGUACUUGUAACUUCUCCCUACAAUAUCCAUACAUUAUCCAGCAAACCUGUUAUGAGAAUACUCAAACUUGUAAGUAGAAGUUAUCUUAAUCUAACACCAAAUUCUCAUAACUAAUUUACAUGGAAAUGUAUAGCUGAUAGAGGGAAGAAUUAAGAAUCCGACUUUGGGAGUUAAAAGGUUAAUAAAUAGUUAACAAAUGAGCUGAAAAUGUGGCUGUUACAGGGAGGAGGUUGUUAGUAGUGGGCCUUGUGUUUUUUACAAGAGACCUCCUUAACAUUAAACUUGUCUAACUUACCUUCCUUUUUCCAGGCACAAGGUGCAGCCACUGUUGUGUACUGUGCGACAUCCAAAGAGCUUAAUAAAGUAGGAGGGCAUUAUUUUAAUAACUGUAGUGUGUGCAAGCCAUCAGAUGAAGCUAAGAAUCCUGAAACAGCUGCCAAGCUUUGGAAACUGAGUGAAAGGCUUGUCAGGCAGAUAACAUUAAAUGAUUCACAAGUUGUUGACUUGUAGUCAAUGGUUGGUUGACUCUGACUUGUUAAGGCCUAAGCCAUGCUGAAAGCAGCAAGCUGCCAUGAUAAUGGCAGGUUUGUCUAGAAAUACUGAAGAGCAAGUGUUUCAAGUUAAAGAACACCUGUUGUUGAAAGAGGCAACAAGAGAAAAUCUCAGUUUAAUGCAAUAUAAUUGCUCAGGUGAUUAUAGAAAUAUGUUUGUGCUGACUACUGGAGGAUUAUCUUUCCAUAAAAACUAUACACAAAGUGAUAGCAAUAUGGAAGUGCUAACUUUCAAAAUGCCCAUUCCAUGAUUGUUUAGGUUUAUGACAAUGAAAACAAAAGAAAAUAUGGUUAUUGGGUUCCUGAACUGAAUUUUUAAUAGUAUUAUUCUCCUCAGGUGGAGUCAAAAUAGAUUAGUAAUUCCUUCAACUUCAGCUUAGAGAUUAUUCAACAGUAAUUUCUUGGCCCUCAAGAAGUUAUGAACACUGCAUCAAAGGGACAAGAUGGACCUUUAAAAAAACUAAACCAGACAAAGUGAAUCAACAUUCAUUAAUCACAAAGUCAUAAAAAUUAUCAUGUAAUUUUUAAGUUAACUGUUUGACUCUGAAACUUAAAUGUUCAUUUUAAUUGGACAUUUAGAUAUAAGAAUGCCACAUGAUUGUAGAACAUUUUUUUCAAUGAAAAUCCAACACCAUAAAGAUGGAAACCAGAUACAGUAUUGUUAACAAUAUUUAUUGUAAAGACAAC
This is a messenger RNA of Pocillopora meandrina, 5962 nucleotides long. Lineage: Eukaryota; Metazoa; Cnidaria; Anthozoa; Scleractinia; Pocilloporidae. The record is from the annotation of a GenBank genome assembly.